Molecule: messenger RNA, 3880 nt
Organism: Chanos chanos (milkfish)
Lineage: Eukaryota; Metazoa; Chordata; Actinopteri; Gonorynchiformes; Chanidae
Gene: pelp1
Product: proline, glutamate and leucine rich protein 1
Exons: 17
Coding region: 1-3702 (1233 amino acids)
Biological process (GO): rRNA processing
Cellular component (GO): nucleus
Source: RefSeq, a predicted model, not a curated record
AUGGCUACGGCGGCUUGGCUGCAUGGCCCCAAUAAUAUGCGGCUGACGGAGGGUCUGGUGUCUGCUCUGAAAGAAGACCGACCUGAAUACUUACCUGCACUAUUAGCAAAUUACAGAGAGCAUGGCGUGGUUGGGAUUCAGAGCACGGGUACUGUCGGUGGACUUGUGGGGCUGAGCAAUGCACGACUCGGAUCAAGCAAAACCAGGUUCGAAGGCUUGUGUUUGCUCUCAGUGUUGGUGAAGGACAGUUCCAGUGAGGUGUUUCAGCAGCACUGUCUGUCAUGGUUAAGGUCUCUUCAGCAGGUCAUUCAGUCCCAGGCCCCUUUACCCUCGGUACAGCUGGCGGUCAGCGUGCUACAGGACGUGCUUCAGUACUCGUCCCAGCUGCCGGAGCUGGCCAGGGAGGUGGGUCUCAACUCGAUCCUGGGGAUUCUCACCUCCCUUCUGGGUCUCAAGACAGAGUGCCACCUAGCGGCCAUGGAGGGAAUGAUGGCAUGUAUGACCUAUUACCCCAAGGCUUGUGGGUCCAUGAGGGAAAAGCUUGGGGCCUACUUCCUGUCUAAGAUGGACUCUGAUAACCCAAAGGUUCAAGAGAUUGCUAGUGAGUGUUAUGGGCGUCUGCCUUGCCUGGGUGGUGUGCUGGAGAGAGGCGGAGGAGGGCGUAGGGCUGAGGGCUGGACCAAUCAACUGCAUUGCCUACUGGCAUCGGCCAAUAGCUUGCUGGGACAACUGUACCAGGGGGCUGAGUCAGAGGGAACGGUACAGUAUGAAGGGCCGGGUGUGGAGCUGCCCUUCUCCCCUUUAGAUGAUAUGGACCCUCUGUUAGUGCUUCAGCUGCAGCAUCGCUACAGGGCAGUGUGUCUGGCCCUCAAACACACACUCAGUGUGGAUCCAGCGUGCCCUGUUCGUUUGCCCGUUCAGAAUGUGCUGAACCUGGUCUGUCGCGCUCUGGCGGUCAGCGGCAAGACCAUUAAUGUGACAGGUGAUGGCUGUCUGAAGCUACUAGUUUUACCCUCAACACACAUCGACACUCUGGAUUUGCUUUCUGCUUUAAUUAAAGCUGUUGGGAGAGGGCUAGUGCAGUACUGUAGUGUCCUCACUAGACUGUUCUCUCAGUCUUUGUCUGUGUGGACCCCCCUACCAGAGGCCAGUCUGGGGCAACAGAGAGCCUACAGCGCUGUAAGGGUGGCUCUUUACCGAACAUUAGAAUUAUGGGUAAGGGUAGGAGGAGCCUCUACCUCUGUUCUUCAGGGAAGCACCACCCACUCAGAGAUACUGUUCGCUCACCUAAUGGGUGACAUCACACCAGGAGCAGAAGCUGUCAAGCUUAGAGCAGCACAGUCUGCAAUGUCAGACCUUGUCGGCCCUGCUGGGAAGGCGGGUCCUCGGCGGACAAAGGGGCUGGGCAUUGGCGAUACGGGUGGAGUCUCGCUACAGAGGAAAGGAGAUGCUUUAGCCAAUCAGGACACAUGUCUGUCUGCUCUUCGAGCUCUUAGACAGAUUGUUCUGACCAGUGGAACUCUGCUAAAGGAGGAUCUGCACAAGAGGCUGCAGGACCUGGUCGUCCCUCUCUGCGUGCGUCUGCAGCAGCAGCAGGCCCACGGCGGCUGUGACGCUGGGGCGGUUAGCGGCCAGUACGGGAGCGCUGCCCCUCGCCGCGAGCUCUACCGCCUCCUGCUGGCCAUGGUUCUGGUGCCGUCCCCCCGCUGGCCUCCCCCUCUCUCCUGCGCCGUGUCCGUGUUCAGCAACGGACGCCGCGACCGCGCCAUCACGGUUUCUUCAUUCUGUGCUGAAGCCUUGACCAUAUGCAAUACGUUGCUUCACCCCCGUUCCCCUUCGAUAUCUCUCCCUCUGCCCCCCCUCGCGCUCAAACCUACCCCUUCAGCCCCCAUCCAUGCUCCCUCCCAGAAUCCAUCUCUGUCUCUCCCCCCCCUUCUGGGUGCACCCACGCCAGGCCACCCCUUCCCUGCCCGACACCCGCUCAGCAUUGGCCCGGCAGCUCUUCUGGGGUCCCUGGAGAACCAUCUCCCUCUGGCUCCUUCAGUUCUGCCCACCCCAGCUGGUCCCACCGCCAGCCCAGGCGACCUGCUUCUCUCCUCGGCUCAGCCAAGUGAGCUAGCUGGGGUCGGAGCUCCUGAGGGCCAGCGGCAGGUGUUUGUCCGUUACGAUAAAGAAGAAGCGGAGGACGUGGAGAUUUCUCUGGAGAGCGAUUCGGACGACAGCGUCGUCAUCGUGCCCCCGGGCAUGCUUAUGAUGGAGGCGCAAGACGGAGCGGCUAACGCGCAAACGCUACCUCCUCCUCCAACAGGGGGCACUGUUCCAGUAACUACGGCCGGACCUGGAGGUGAUGCAGGGGUGGGCGAAACUUCCCUCCCCAAUGACCUCCCCACAUCCAUCACGCAUCAGAUCUUGCCAUCCAAUGACAACAACAUCAAUUCCUUCCCGGGCCCGAGCCAAGCGGCACAGCUUGUCUCGCUCGUGCCUCCUUUGAACUCCACUGUGACACCGCUCACAGCGCCCUCUGGUGGCCUGGGGGAAUCACUGUCUGGAAGUGCUCAGCUCCAACAGAUGCUCAUGCAGCCUCCCCCAGGCGGGCAGCCGACACAGCUGGGCCUGCCCAUACAGAUACAGCUCCAGAGCCAAAUGGCCCCGUCCACCCGCCAAAUUCAGCCCCAGCAACCGCAAGGUCCCAACGACGAAGAUCAAAACGUCAUCAACAUUAACAGCUCAGAUGACGAGGACGAAGAGGAUGAGGAGAUGGAGGACGAAGAUGAGCUCGGCGAGGAGGAAGAAGAGGAAGAGGGCCUAGAGGACGAAGAAGAGGAAGAGGACGGAAGCGAUUACCCUGAGGAAGAGGAAUAUUACGACGCAGAGGAGUAUGACGACUAUGAGGAGGAGGAGGGCGAAGAAUUGGAGGAGGAGGAGGAAGAAGAAUCAGAAGAGAUCCCACCAUUAGAGGGUGAGAACAGGAGAGGCCUGAUCGGAGGAGAGGAAGGGGAGGUGAUGAUUAGAGGAGAAGGAGAGGUUGAGAGGGGGAUGGGUAUGUUCUGUGUGGAGAGAGAGCGGCAGCCGGAAGGAGGGACCGAGGAAAUGGAGGCGGGGGGAGCAGUUUACACAGAAGAAACGGUGAAGGAACAGGAUGAAGGGAACGCGGAAGAGAGGGAGAACAGUGGAAUGGGAGAGAGAGACGGGGGUGUGGCCAGCGAACAGCUGAUGGAAGCUCAGUUGAUUGGUGGGCCCACUGAGCAGAGAGAGCAAGAGACCAGUGAACAGGUGGCUGAACAGGAAGUGAGCUCAUGGGAACAGGAAGGGGCUGUGUCUGAGGGAAUGCCCGUCUCAACCGAGUCGAGCGUCCUUUGCCAGGGUCAGGACGUCCCAACGGAGGUCAUAGGUCACGAACAGGGACCAGAAACGGAACCGGAAGACCAACCCAAACAGAGCGCGGAACCCAACCGAGAGGAGGCCGCGUCGCAACACGUCGAGGCAGCAAAGGAGCAAGAGGAGGUUCGCGACGAAAACGGAGAAGGAGAGGACGGGAGAGGGACGAAGAGAAAGAUGGAAGAUCGAGGUGAAGAGGAGACUGAGCAGCAGAGCAGCGAAAAGAAAAAGCUGGAUGACGAAGCCAUGGCCUCUAUGCUGGCUGAUUUUGUGGACUGUCCUCCCGAUGAAGAGGAGCACGGAACGUCACAGUCGCAUUCCUAAACCCGACUGGCACGCCAUUCCCACAGUUUGUUUUGACUCCCAGAGAGACAGGUUCCGACGCGUGCUGUGUCCAGGCGAAAUUCACGGCUGUGAGAACGCAGCGCGUUUUUCUUUCUCCACCCCCCCCCCACCCCCCCACCCCGGUGUGACCGCUUCGUCUCUACGAGACUGGACGAAG